AUGUUCACCUCAACUCCCAAAAAACCCACUUUCGAGUUGAAUGUCCUUCCUUCUCACACUCCUCUGCUUCCUCCUCUUUCGGCAAUCUUCGACGACAAGUCUACACUCUAUAAAUCGAAAUUGCCAACCAUUCAGGAUAUUUUGGCUACUCAGUCUGCUCGUACCAUCCAUCCUCCUCCUGCCCUCCAUUCGUCUGCCAGUACUCCAAGCCUUAACUCGUACUCUUUGACUUCCAACACGCUGGAGAGACCGCUGACUUUGCGUCCAUCACUCUCAUUUCCGGUCGUUCCCACAAUGGUCCACCAGACCCAAUUGCCAAUGACUCAAUUGGACAAGAAAGAGGCCGUCAAACGGUCCGCGUCUGCAGUCACGGCUGCUGAACACGAUACUCCGUUCUCGGAAUCCGCCGCAAAAAUCGCAUCGAAAAUCAAGUCCACCUCUUCUCCUACAAAAGACUUUGCAUUCAUCAGCCACUCCCCUGCUACUUUCCCCUCGCAGGAGCCAACCAUCGAUAAUGCAUCCUUGGCUAGAAGAAAAAGAAGACGCACUUCCCCCAACGAGCUUGCCAUCUUGAACCAGGAGUUCCACUUGAUUUCUACCCCUGGAAAGGCCAAACGUCUUGAGAUCUCCAAAAGAGUGAACAUGACCGAAAAGGCUGUUCAAAUCUGGUUCCAGAACAAGAGACAGUCCAUCCGUAGACUCCGCGCUUGUGAGAAGGAGGUCACAGAGCUCCCACCCACCCCUGAUACAACCAUCAACAGCUCGUACACUUCCGAGUCGGCUGGCGAAACCUCUCGCGACAUGAACCACACCAUCUUACCUUCUCCAGACUCGCCUCUCGUCAGACCCGCACAAACAACUCUGUCGCCACUCCGAUCAGACUCUUCCGAUGACAUCGAGGUGAAAAUCGAAGCUGUGGAAAACACCUCUCCAACACGUAAGGUCGAGGUGAAAUUCGAGGGAUAUGACAGAAAGCCAUCUUUCAGACUUCCGCUUGAUAAAGAGAUCUUCCUGACUCCCGAGAAAAAGCCCGCCGAAAGAAGACCCUUGGCUUCAAUCAACACGAACACCUUGAUUUCUCCAAAGGCUCGUAGUGCCAAUGAUGCCCAAUGCAUCCAGGGCCUUCUCUCUUUACGCACAGCAGCACACUAG
Australozyma saopauloensis is the source of this 1152-nucleotide messenger RNA. RefSeq names its product Yox1p (gene YOX1). Lineage: Eukaryota; Fungi; Ascomycota; Pichiomycetes; Serinales; Metschnikowiaceae. The transcript has a single exon. Gene Ontology annotation, molecular function: DNA-binding transcription factor activity, RNA polymerase II-specific; RNA polymerase II cis-regulatory region sequence-specific DNA binding. Gene Ontology annotation, biological process: cell differentiation; regulation of transcription by RNA polymerase II. Bases 1 to 1152 code for a protein of 383 amino acids. The record is from RefSeq and is a predicted model, not a curated record.